ACUGGAACAGAAUGUUUGAAAAUUUAUAGUCAUUAGAAUUUGUCCAAAUAUUUUGCAUCUGUUUAUUAUCAUCUAGUCGAAAGUUUGCUUUAUGUGUUGCAUCUCGAUACUGGUGCAACAAAAACUGUAAAUGAUCAUUAGAACUUGGGCAAUUGAAGUUUAAAGUUAUUCAUAUAACAAAAACAUGCGACGUCCGAGAAGGCGUGUCUGCGCUUGUCGUUCUUCCAUGUAUAAUACAGCGGUAGCGCAAAAGUGAAUGAGAAGUGGUCGUCUGAGGGAGUGUUUUCCAGAAGCAGGGUAUACAUUUGAAAGGACGAAAGUGUUUUUCUAGAUACUAGAUCAAUCAUGGAAGGUGUGUUAAUAUUCGAUCAAAAUAAUGAUUUACUGUAUCAAAAUUUCAACGAUGCAAUGCGUGCCAAAAUGACUAAACAUGCGAUCGACCUCGGCCUGAUGGAGGACGAAGGAAGGAACGUUCGCACGGAUUUGGACAGUAAUGUACUGAUACAAAUUUUCAGUCCUCUAAUCGCAUCGCAACGUAUCAUGAUGUGCCAAUUCGAUAACGCGUACACAUCAGUGCAGAUGGAAAAUAACUUGAACCUAGUCUUCGAUGAGUUUUUAGGAUAUCUUUUUAUACAAAUCAGUACUAAAGAUGUUGAUCAGGUACGACGAGAACUCGGUGUAUGCAUCAGUCUCCUAAAACAUAUAUGUGGUCCAAACAUUUACAUAAUCAAAAACGACACGAAAAAAUCAACCCUUUUGACCAAACUAAUCAGUACCUACCGCAAGCUGUACCGAAUAAACCAAGGUAUUUUGGUAGAAGCCAUCGAACAGUUGCUGGUGAAUGCCGAUGUGAAGAAUACCGUAGUAACUGCUCUCCAAGCGGCAACGGAAAAGCUGAAGCAAGAUCCACAUUCCCAGCGUAGUCAUUCGGUGAUGUUUGUUGGAAACAAGUUUCUUUCGUUGUACAGUAGCCGCCAGGCACAGGCAUUAUCCCCGGCAGACAUGCUGUUCUUGAACCUUUUCUGUCAGACCUUGGACCGCGGAGAAGGCUGCAAACGAAUCGAAUCACACGUACUGUUCCUACAAGGUUGCAGCAACCAGGCGACAUCCGGAUGCAUUCCGCACAUAGCUCACAUUUCUAAACUAUUCGAUGAUGUAUUCUUGGUUCUUUUGAUCGAGCAUGGAAACAUCAACCUGUCAGGGAACUUGUACGAUGUGUUUUUCGCUCUGCAGAAGUUGCGAAUUCUUCAAAUGCAGAUGGAUGUAGAGAACUUGAGGCCUGCAUUCGAUAGUUUGGAAUCCUAUAUGAAACAUACCUUCGAUUCGUUAAAAAAAAUCAAAUACAAUAAUCCCGACACGGAUGACGCAGUGAAGAAUUUCUCUGGAAGGUGGGACAAUCUUCGGAAGCGGUAUAAUGAUUUUUUCAAGGCCUCCGACAACGCAUUAAUUGUGAAGAUCGAAUCCAAUAUGCCAAUGCUGGUGGAAUCACUGAAAGAGGUUUUCAAGUUACUCUGUGCGGAAUGCAAUACAUUGGAACAUGGGUUGCAGCGAGUGUCGGAUAUAGCUGAUAUGGUAGAGGAAAAACUUACAGAGGUGUUCAACUUUUUGCAGGUCAAAUCACAGAAAAACUUUAGCAUGGGAUCGUAUUUGGAAGAUUUUCCAGGAUUAGUUCACUUCAUACACAUAGACAGGAACAAUGGAAGAAUUGUUGCACCAGGGCUAGAUCAAGAAGAUUCGACGAAUGUUUUAACAGAGAGAAUUUGGUCCAUGGUAGAGCUUUCGAGGACCUAUCUCCACAAAGGCCACAUGUCAAUGAUCUGGAAGGACAUCACCUUCAGCUACGGGUAUUUCCUCUGGUUUGAAGACGCAAACGGAACCGCGUUAAAGCCGAAAGAAUUUCCUGAUUUCUCUACGAUUUCAACCAAGCCGCAGCUGAUUGCUGGAAUCCUAGCGGGCGACUACUAUCAACGACUGAUAGAAACCUGCUUCCCAAGGACGGCACCGAGUAAAAUUCGUUGCUAUGAACUGUACUGCGUGCAUCUUGGGCUGGUGACCUCGACAAACGUGCUGGAACACUGCAGGCGACUUGCCGUCACGAUCACCGAUCUGACGGGCUGCGUUGGGAACCCGAUCGACCUACUGUGAGGGGGUAUUGUGCCGAGUGAAGAGAGCUGUUUUGUUCUGUUGUAUUAGUUUUACCUUAGAAAUUGUAGUCUUCAUCGUACAGUAACAAUACCAGUAAUAUCAGAAACGCAUUUAACAUGAUAUUUAAUAGUUAUUUCAAAAGUAAAAACAAAGAAAAGAAGGAACCUUCAGGAACUUACAAAUAAUUAAAGAAAUUUUCAUGUGAACGCGGAAUAAGAACUGCAUUUGUUCGAGUAUGAGUAGUAGGAGUCGAUAUAAUCGACAUCGUAGUAAACUGUUUGCCUAAAAACGAACAAAAUAAAUGCUCAUACCUGAACAAAUAAAAGUCGAACACUAAAUUUGAAUAUGACAUGGAAUUGCUCAUUUCACUUUUUCAAAAUAUUGCUUCUAUUGUAGAGCUUACUGUAUUAUUAUGGCGAUUUUUUUAUAGAAAUCAACCUAUACAUAUGAAUAAUAACCAAAAGCAUGAAACAAAUUGUUGAAUAUCGGUACGUUAGCUAUAUGUUGAUUGUCGGCAUUCCCGUAACAGCUGUUUAAUUGUGCUUGUCACAAAGGUUUUAUUUUUGUCGCAACGUUGAACAUAAACAUUCCAAAUAAAGCUCCAUUGAAUUCGUAUUUGCUUAGUGAAAGUUCUAGUUUCAUAAACGAUAUUGUUUUUAUGAUUUUUUAAUUGCCGAAGUGGCUAAUGAUGAGUACUAGAAGAACCAAUCUAAAACAUAACCAAUAGCUGAUAUAAGAAAACUCAACUUCUCAAAAGCAGAUAUGAGGAACGAAGCUUCUGUAAUUUUAUGGUCCCACUCAGUAUUUAUUCGAAGCUAAGCAGAAUAACUAAAUUUAAUAGCAAGUAGAUUGAAGAGUGAUGGUUUCUCACAUGGAAAUGUAGAAACGAAUACUAUAUUUUGUUAGUGAUUAUUUGGAGACCAUUCAAGAACUCUUACAGUUGCUACACCUUCCAUACCUUUAUGAUGUCCACAAUGUAGAGUUUGACAGUAUACUAAUACUACCGUUGCAAUGCUACCCUUAAAAUCGUUACAUUGCUAAACACAAAAAACAAUUGGAUUAUACUUUACCAUUUAGUUUAGUCAAACAAUAAAAACAAACUAUUGAUGGUUAUAAAUCGACCUGAGUAGGUUGUUCAAAGUAUUAGCGACUAGUUUCACAAACCAAUCAUUUCACCAUGGUAUCGACUGAAAUCUGAUUUCUUAGAAUAAAAAUGUUUACUGAGUUAUUUGUUUGUCAUUCGUUAUUGGAUUAUAAUUUGUGCAUCUUCAAUUUAUUUACUAAAACAAUCGCUUUGAUUUUACUACCUAAACAACAACUGUUCGUUUCACCGAAAAGCGCUGAAUGGGUCAUUUUUCUAAAAUUUAUUUCACGGAAAGCAAAUUCAUCUAAUUCUUCAUUUUGCGAAAACUGUAGUCCACUGUUGGUAUUCAAUGUAAUCCUUUACUUGUUCCAACGAUUUAGGACACUUCAUCAAAAGAGCUUAUUCACGAUUCCUUUUAUAGUUCUCGAUGAAACGAUCACGAACUGCGAAUGUUGCCGGUAAUUCGUGAUGCAACUGUAAACUACGAAUGUUGCACGGUCAUCGCAGGGAAGUUGCCUUCCCACAAGAAUCAAUUCUGAGUAGGUUUACUCGAUUCCCCAGGUUUACCCAAAGCUAUAUUAUAUGGAUUCGUUACAUUCAAACCUACGACAGUAAUUUCACCUUAUUUGAUCAAUCAAAAAAGACAUCAUAUUACCAAGAUAUCCUGUCAAUUUGUACCUACUUGUUAGUGUUUUUAAAAAAUAAUGAUAACGAUGGUUUUCUAAAAAAUUACACUUAUUGCCUUUCUAAUAUAGAAAGUUUAUACAAUCACUUGAAAAAUUUACUAGUGGAAAUUGGUCCAGAGGGCUAAGUGUUCUAUAUCAUUUGAGUUUAGCAAUGUCUGUGUGUGUAUGUGUGUGAGUAUGUGUCAAACAAUGACACUAAAUCAAUAGUGAUGUGAUGUGAUGGGAUGUGAUGUGAUGUGAUGGGAUGUGAUGUGAUGUGAAGUGAAGCCACCAUCAGUUCAAGGACUUGCCAGUGGAUGCGGGUAGACUUACAGUAGCCCCGAUAUGACUCAUCCAUUCACCUUCUUACUAUAGCUGUUACCGAAAAGCGAACAAAAAGGGUUGGGCGGAUACGUAAGUAGAGUCACUUACUCGUAUUCCGCGGGAAUAAAAGAUGCUCUUCCAACCAUAAUAUCCAGUGCAUGGAUGAAGCAUAUCGCUAUACAUGCUUGAACCCGCCUGAUGGUUUGUUUGAGAAGGGCGCGUCAGACUCAUUUCAAACCUUCAGAAGGAAACAAGUUUCCUUCAAGUGACUUGGGCUGGCUAUCCACAAUCCCUCGUCCAGUCAUCAAUUCGUCCGAUGCCCUGAUGCUCCCUCCCCUUUACGCCCCCGUGCAAAAUGUUUUAUAUUGAUAAAUACAAUGAAACAUAGUGUAAUGAAAUUAAUAUAACAUAAAAUGAUAUAAUAGAUUACAAAAUAAUAUAAUACAAUGUCAUACAAUAUAAUAUAAUAUAUUAUAAAACAUGAUAUAAAAUAACAGUCAAUGUAGAGAGUCAGUUAUGCUCUUCUAUCUUCGCAAUACUGCAGGAAGUAGAAUAUUUCUCUUCUAAUAACAAUAAUAAUAUCCACAUCUAUAAAAAUAAUAUAUGUUAUUAUUAUUGAUGACAAAUUAAUAAUAAUAACAAUCAAUAUAAUAAUGAAAAUAACAACAAAAAACAAUAUAAUAUAGUACAAUGAAUUAUAUAAUAAAUAAUAGAAUAAAUAAAAUGAUAUGUUGCGAUAUGCUAUGAUAUUAUAUUACUUGAAUUUAUAUGUCAUUUCUCAUCCUCUCAUUCUGCCAUCAACGCAUUCCAUCGACCUUUUGUCACCACAGACACACGGGUAGGCAUGAAACAGGAACCAGUGAGGACCAAGCUCACCUUGUGACGACCUUGAUAUUUAGUUGAAAGUUACUUUAAAAAUGAUAACUUAUAAGGAAAACAAAUUUAUAUUUUGCGCAGAGGUACGUAGUACUACUCAUAAUAAACCCUACAAUAUAAUAUAAUAUAAUACAACAUAAUGCGAUACAAUAUAACAUAACAUAAUAGAAAUAUAAUAUAACAUAAUAUAAUAAAAUAUAAUAUAAUAUAAUACAAUAUAAUAUGAUAUAAUGCAAUGCAGUAUAAUACUAUACAACAUAGUAUUUAAUAACAUAAAAUAGUGUAAGACGAUAAUAUAUGAAAUAAUAUGCUAUGAUACAAUAUAACAGGUAAUGUCGCAGUGUAAGUUACGCUCUUCUUCUAAUAAUAAUAAUAAUAAUAAUAAUAAUAAUAAUAAUAAUAAUAAUAAUAAUAAUAAUAAUAAUAAUCAUAAUAUUAAUAAUAAUAUUAAUAAUAAUAAUAAAAAUAAUAAUAAUACAUGAUGUAAUAAACAACACAAUUAUAUGUUGUAAUAUACUAUGAUAAACACUGCACUUUAGGAUGGGCUUCAACCUACAAGCCAUUUCGCACCCUCUCAUUCUGCUACUAACGCAGAAGGCGAUAGCACCCAGUCGACGCCGUUCUAUUGACCAAAUGUCAUCAUAGACGCUCGGGGAGGCAUGAGAUAGGGACUUGUGAGGACUUAGUUAUCUCACCAUUUGACGACCAUGACACUAAAUCAAUAGUGGUCAAAAACGAGACUCAUUCAAUUAUUCAAACUUAGGCUCAAACAAAAGUUCCUAUAGUCUCAUAGGCUGUUGCUUAAUUUCACCCGAGUUCGACCACCGGUUCCAGAUCUAUACGGUAAAGUGUGUUUAAUCAUUUAGUGCGACGAUGCAAAAUGAAGAAAAAUUCUUAUUAACAUGACAUAACCGUUUACAAAUUGAAAAGGUUUUGCUAGUUCCCUUAGUACCCAAAGAAAGUUUUUAAUUUUAUUCAAAAUUGAAAAAAAGUUACUUGACAGAAUCCUCUAGUGACAUUUUUGGAAAUAUAAGUAAUAUGAGAAAGGCAUCAUUACACCACUAGAUGGAUUAAAAAAGGUUUUUUUUUGGUAAAAUUAAACAUUCACUAUAAAUGGGGAAAAAGUAUAACGCAAAAUAUUGACCAUCUUGACGAACUUUUUGACACUUUAUCAUCUUUUGCAUGUUGCUUCUUUUGGAGCAUGAUCACCAUAUGUCUCAACAAGCAUUCGAUGUGACUUUGCAUAAGUUUUAUUUAAAUGAAAACAAAAAAAAAUUGAAUGGUGCACUAACAGGAUGAAAAAUAUAUGUUGUUGUUUGUUCAAUGACUGUGUAUAUUAAAUAUAUUUGGCAGAUAUUAUCCCAACCAAACAAAAAAUGAACGCUUGUUCACACCAGAAUACCUGAUAUGCACAAUAGUAUCCCGACUUUUUUUUUGAAUUCAGCUGAAAAUUUCACCAUACAUUAGGGACAUAUGUACCAACACAAUAAAAAAAAUUUUGACCACCGGACUCUCCAGACGCGCGCAAUUAAAAAAUUCCGGGAACUUUUUGAACAGACCUCGUAUUUCAUGGGAUCUGGUCUUUGGCAAAACCACUUCAGCGUAUUCAUCUAAACGCUUUGUAGUUUGAACUACAGAGUAAAAUCAGCAUAAAUGCGAUUUACUCAAUUUUUUAGCAAAAAACUACAAGGAUCAGCCCCACGGGGUUGUUCGAAUCAUAGAUGUGGAACAAAGCAACCAAAAUUUCUAAUGAUCAACAAUCAAACAGUUCAAUCAAUCGUCACACUUUUGAAUCCGCAAUUGUACGAGAGUCUGCUUAGAUUGUUCUUGAUUAGGAACCAACACCGAACAUUGUUUUUUUUUUUAUUUAAAAAAUAUUUUAUUCAGGCCAAUUUGCGUGGCCGAUUUAGCUGAGUUUUUAGAUAAUUUUUUUUGUAUUGGAUCUCGUUGUCACCCUCUUUCUAGUUUGUUCGCGGUUCGUCUCGUCAUUCAUUUCCGCAUCGGUGGUAUUGUUGUUGAUUUCGUUGCUAGUUGCUGUAGACGCGUCUUGUUGUACAUUGUUUGCAGUUGCUGGAUGGUUGGAUGGUAAGCUGUUAACUGCAGCUGGUGUACUUUGUUCUAUAGGGGUUACGUUGGAUGGUUUCGUUGAAGGGGAUGCUUCACUGUUGUUUGUGACUGUCACAGGUGUACUGGGGUUGCUUGGGGUUGGUGUGAAGGAAGCACUGUUGUCCUUUGGUGUGGUUGUCUCCUUGUCCAGUUUAUCACAUGGCUUACCGUAGUGAACAGUUUUUUGGCAAUAUUGACAUGUGGCCAUCUGAUUGUCAUAGGUAACAAGUGAUUUGCACGGGAUUCUUGUAUCCUGACCGAAUGUCACAUAAGAAGGUAUAGGCCUCCUCAAGCGCAUGCGUAACAAACGUACGCCAUUUAUCUUCCAUAUAUACUGGAAUGUUGUACUUGAUAUUUUCAUGCUCCGAAUAGUGCACAUUAUUAUUGUCUUUAACGAAUUGAAUUGCAUCCAACUCUUUAUAGAACUGGAUAUAAACAACAUUAUUGGUCUUAUUGCAUUGAAUAAAAUGAACACGUUUAAUGUCAAGAUGCAUUGGCUCCUUAAGCAAACCUUCAAGUUCUCGUAUCGAAGGUCGAAUUUUGCACUGUCUGAAGUCAACAAUAAUUUUAUUUUUUCGUACCGGCGGUAGCUUUUGUUCGUUUGGUUCACUCAUUUUCGAGGUCGUUCUAUUGUUCACUACACAAUACUGUACUUGGUUUCUUCUGUCCCGAACGUAAGCUGUUUUGUUUUAUCGACUGACUUGGAUGAGAUGAGAAAGCGAACUGACCGAACAUUGUUUGUUUUAUAGCCGACCAAAUUACACCAAUAUCACAAAUGUAUGCAAUUAUAUCUUUGUACAUACUCGUCCCGGGUUGGUGGUUCAAUGCAUUGGACGCUGGUCAUACAAGCCAGUUGUCGUAUGUGCGAGCCCCGAUCUGGAAGGAUUCUUAGUGUCAGUAGGAUCCAUAGUACUAGCCAUGCAAUGAUUCUGUACACAAAGAAUCGGCUGCGAAGUCUGUUCAAACAGAAAGGUCAAAUUCCACAAAAGGAAUGUAAUGCCAAGACUUUGCUACAUACUUGCGAUACGAUUUUGAUAUUUGAGCUUCUCUUUGCCAAGCUUGUGUUCAAGUUUUGUAUGCAAGUAGUUAUUUUUAUAGCGUUAAGUUUCUCUACCAUUCUGCGAUUUCGGUUGAAGCGAUAAACUUUUUCUCAUUAUCAAUUGGGUUCAUCUUACAUGAAUUAGAAAUUAACCUUAAGCACUCAAAAUUUACCCUGAGUAGUUGUCAAUUUCUCAGGCGAAACGACAUAACAUGGAAUUUCAUCCGAGCUUGCAUGACACAAGAUCAGAACAUACCAAUUAAAGCUUCAAAUCGUUUUAUGGCACUUUUUGUCUUGCUGUCUAGCAACAACUUACCUCUAGCAUGUUAAGCGUAGGACUGAAACGUUAGCUAUAAUUUCACUUCUAUUUAUAGAUUCGCGUGCUUCCAACAGCUUCGCUUUUGCAUCGAUUGACCAAUCAGAGCGAUGCUUUCCCUUUGAUAUAUCACUUACUCCUUCAAAACCGUCGUCUAUGGCAGGGAAAUCCGAUAUGCCGGAGAAUUUUUGGAAGACAAAAUCGGACACUGCUCGCUACUAAUCAAAAUUUCAAUCAUACAUAAUUAAAAAUACGUGGCUUGAUACAUUCAAAUCGAAUCGUAGAAAUAUUUCCAAUCAAAUGAUGUAAUAAUAUAAACAAUUAAUACAAAAUAUACUGAGCUGUAAGUGUUUAAAACCUGACCACAUUUCUACGUGUAUUUUUCCUUGAGUUUCUGAUUUGCACCUCUAUAUAGAAAAUAAAGAUGUGUUCCACAUCAAAAUCAGAAUAAAGAAUUGAAGCAACACUUCAUGGCGAAACUUAAUCUUGUCUUUCGAUUGUCUUUGCAGCUGAUUGUAAGCCUACUAUGAUUCCAUGUGAUAAAUUAUACAAGUUUCAAAAACGUUUCACUAUAUUGAUUUAAUGAGUACUUAACUAUCGUUAUGUCAACACCUUCGUUAUUGUUCAGUAAUUAUCAUAAUGUGAUAUACAUAUUUCUUUUGUAUAAAUUCUUAAAA
This is a messenger RNA of Malaya genurostris, 9232 nucleotides long. RefSeq lists its product as uncharacterized. The transcript has 7 exons. NCBI's taxonomy places the organism in Eukaryota, Metazoa, Arthropoda, Insecta, Diptera, Culicidae. The coding region runs from base 346 to 2145 and encodes 599 amino acids. The record is from RefSeq and is a predicted model, not a curated record. Gene Ontology annotation, biological process: vesicle-mediated transport. Gene Ontology annotation, cellular component: BLOC-3 complex. Gene Ontology annotation, molecular function: guanyl-nucleotide exchange factor activity.